CCCACAGAUCCUCCAUAUAACGCUCCACCCAAAUGACUCUCCAUAACUGCUCUCCCAGGCUCAUCUCAGGCCCCUCCUACGCCUCCACCGGAUCCUGCACCAUCCUCAAGUCAUGCCAAAAGCCACCCUGUCCCCUCACAUGCCAUGACUGAGCUUAUGCACAUGCUCCUUCUCUCCCAAGCCAUACGGUCAUCGUCCAAUGCCUGGCUCCAUUUCGAAUCUCCCUGGGAGGACUUUCUCAGGCCUGGAGAAGCUUCCUCAGAGCCUGCCCUGCACUCUGCUCUCGCUGCCUUUGUGCUCUGUGUUUACAUCAAUAUUUUGCCUUCUGCUGCACACAGAGCUGUGGAAGGAGAGGUGGCAUCUUGGUUCUCUUUGGCUGAGACUCGGUCGCUCGUGAGAAAUAUGAGUGAGCAAGUAAGAUCAACAUCUCAAUCUGGAGAGAGAGGAGAUGAAGAACAAGAUUCUUCUCAGCCAGUUGAGCCUAUGGUUUCCCAGCAGCCCAAUGAGGAACAACCUCAGCAAGAGGAGCCACCGACUGAAACUCAGGAUACUGCACCUGGUCAGGAGAGGGAAGAUGGAGCAGCACCUGAGGUUCAAGAUGAAGAGCCUGACAUAGAAGCUGAUCUCCUGGAAUUCUCUGAGGCAAAGACAGGAGGUAAACGCGGAGAUGGCCCUGAUGUCAAGGGGGAGAUUCUGUCAAAUCUAGAACCCGUUCAAGUGCCCAAAGCAGGUGAAGGGCAACCACAGGUUUAAACAAAGACAAGGUGAAACAAUGCAAGCUGUUCUUAUAUUGGAUGUGUGACUUAAAAUUAUCUCAAUAAAAUUUUACAAUUUUCUCCAAA
Messenger RNA from Microcebus murinus (gray mouse lemur), 842 nucleotides. NCBI's taxonomy places the organism in Eukaryota, Metazoa, Chordata, Mammalia, Primates, Cheirogaleidae. The record is from RefSeq and is a predicted model, not a curated record.